AUGGUGGAAUUGUAUGCUAGCGUUAUCACCGGCUUCGAAGUUGUGUCCAGCAAAGAGGUAACCACAGCUUUUGGAACGGAUGCACACAGGGGACGCGGUCAUGUGCGUUUUAAGCUGAAUCAAAACCGAAUUCAGGAAGCACUUCGUCUCCGUUCCAUAGACAAUUUGUACGUCGUACUAUAUGAUUACGAACUCGAAGAACUUGGAACUGCUUUUCAGGAGGAAAUAAUUGAUGCUCUGCAAAAAAUUAGAAAUGAAAUUUCACGCAUUAAUUGGAAGACGGCCAUAGAAUGUUGGCAAAUUGCUCAUGGAAGGCAGGUUCCAGGAGGUGUUGAGGCGGUGAAGGAGCAAAUGCGAGAGUAUGUCAAAAAUGGAGCCACAGGCCUGAAUGCUCAAAACUCAUUUUCGUUUAGAGUCACAUGCAAUCGAGCCGGUGAAAAGAGUUUGCAUAAGUUUUCUUCUAUGGAUGCAGCGCGUGCCCUCGGUGGUCAGAUAAACAAUAUCUUUGGGUGGCGACCAGACAUGAAAACGUUCGACAUGGAGGUUAUAAUGAACAUCAGAGGCAAUGGGAUUUUGGUAAUGGUAGCGCUUAACAAGGAGUCCCUCUUCAAGCGUAACGUUUGUGCUUUUGGUCCUACAACAAUGAGAUCAACUAUGUGUUAUUGUAUGACAGCACUUGCAGAACCUGCUGAAGGAGAAGUCAUCAUAGAUCCAAUGUGCGGAGGAGGUUCAAUUCCCUUGGAAGGCGCGUUGGCGUUUCCUGGCUGUCUCUUCAUUGGUGCUGAUAUACAUCCGAAAGCACUGGAAAGAUGUUUAGCGAAUAAGAGGAACUGUGCACAGCAUCUGUACCAAGGAACUUCAAAACUGGAAUUUCUUUGCUGUGAUGCUACUGAGCUUCCAUUGCGGGAUAAUUCUGUAGAUGCAAUCAUCACUGAUCUUCCAUUUGGUAAGAAGAUUGGCUCAGUUGAAGACAACCGGAUAUUAUAUCCCCGCCUUUUGAUCGAAUGGGAGCGACUAGUCAAGCCUAAUGGUCGGCUGGUGGUAAUGACGCAUGACAAACGGAGUUGGGAGCGAGCCAUUGCACUCCAUGGUGGAAGCUGGCGGUCUGUUUCACAUUACAAUGUCAAUGUCGGAGGUCUGCAAACGCUUUGUCAUUGUCUGGUCAAUACAAAAACUUGAGUGUCAUAGGAAGCUUUAUUGUAAAAAGUUUGUAUUGGU
Cylicocyclus nassatus is the source of this 1218-nucleotide messenger RNA. Lineage: Eukaryota; Metazoa; Nematoda; Chromadorea; Rhabditida; Strongylidae. The record is from the annotation of a GenBank genome assembly.